This is a messenger RNA of Chondrus crispus (carragheen), 264 nucleotides long. RefSeq lists its product as hypothetical. Bases 1 to 264 code for a protein of 87 amino acids. The transcript has a single exon. The record is from RefSeq and is a predicted model, not a curated record. NCBI's taxonomy places the organism in Eukaryota, Rhodophyta, Florideophyceae, Gigartinales, Gigartinaceae.
AUGUUUGCCAAAAUAGUUUACGGACUGUUAAUGUGCGCGUCGCAAUCUGCCUCAACCUCUGUCCCAAUUCUCUACUUAAUAUCUUACACAGUCAUUCAAGCUGACGUCGAUGGCAAGAAGAUGGUUACGGUGAUCAUCGCGUUGCUGUUUGCGUUGCCCCACCUCUCCGCUUAUUCUGUAGCCUGGCGCGGCUUCACGUGCGCAUGUGAAGAGGGAAUGCACGUAUGUUAUCCCCAAGUACACGGAGGAUUGAGCACAAGCUGA